This is a messenger RNA of Penicillium nucicola, 462 nucleotides long. RefSeq names its product 40S ribosomal protein uS19. NCBI's taxonomy places the organism in Eukaryota, Fungi, Ascomycota, Eurotiomycetes, Eurotiales, Aspergillaceae. The record is from RefSeq and is a predicted model, not a curated record. Bases 1 to 462 code for a protein of 153 amino acids. The transcript has 5 exons. Gene Ontology annotation, molecular function: RNA binding; structural constituent of ribosome. Gene Ontology annotation, cellular component: ribosome; cytosolic small ribosomal subunit. Gene Ontology annotation, biological process: translation; ribosomal small subunit assembly.
AUGGCUGACCACGAAUACAACGCCGAGGAGGCUGCCGAGAUCAAGAAGAGAAGACAGUUCCGCAAGUUUUCUUACCGCGGUAUUGACCUCGACCAGCUCCUCGACCUCUCCUCCGAGCAGCUCCGUGAUGUCGUUCACGCCCGUGCCCGCAGACGUUUCAACCGCGGUCUGAAGCGCAAGCCCAUGGGUCUCAUCAAGAAGCUCCGCAAGGCCAAGCAGGAGGCCAAGCCCAACGAGAAGCCCGACCUCGUCAAGACCCACCUCCGUGACAUGAUCGUCGUCCCCGAGAUGAUCGGCUCCGUCGUCGGUAUCUACUCCGGUAAGGAGUUCAACCAGGUUGAGAUCAAGCCCGAGAUGGUUGGCCACUACCUGGCUGAGUUCUCUAUCUCUUACAAGCCCGUCAAGCACGGUCGUCCCGGUAUCGGUGCCACCCACUCUUCCCGUUUCAUUCCCCUCAAGUAA